Molecule: messenger RNA, 240 nt
Organism: Dibothriocephalus latus
Lineage: Eukaryota; Metazoa; Platyhelminthes; Cestoda; Diphyllobothriidea; Diphyllobothriidae
Source: the annotation of a GenBank genome assembly
AUGGCCGAACCAGUGGUCUCGAAAACCUUUUGGAAUUGCAUCAUCAGGACAGACUGGCCAGACUUUCUUGACGUCCUCACCUUCCUGCUCGAAGUCACCGGCAUCCUCUUCAACGCCCUCGCUGCGGUUCUAUUCUUCAAGAAACACAUUGUCGGCCCGCGGGUCAGUCUGAUCCUCCUGCGUGGCAUGAUUACCUGCUAUCUUCUCUCAGCCACCGUGAACUUCCUUGCUACCGUCUGA